Messenger RNA from Penicillium canescens, 972 nucleotides. RefSeq lists its product as uncharacterized. The record is from RefSeq and is a predicted model, not a curated record. The transcript has 5 exons. The coding region runs from base 1 to 972 and encodes 323 amino acids. Lineage: Eukaryota; Fungi; Ascomycota; Eurotiomycetes; Eurotiales; Aspergillaceae.
AUGCAACAGUGCACAUCACCUUUAGGCUUUCUCGACCUUUCCAAUUUGGCAUCUCAGCGUCUUACCUAUCAGCGUCUUACCUAUCCUCACAAUGGCAGUUACGGAAUUUUCGGUCAAGGCCAACCACGGAGACUCUGUGCCCGACACGAGCGCCUCUCGAGAGCCAAUGUCUCAAGCGCAUUGGCUCCAGUCCAGGGUCAUAAGGCUGAAGACCGUGCUCGUUUGGGCAGGCUCUCCCAUAUGCGAUAUCAGCAUCCAGAUUUGGACGUAUUAUCCGAUUUCAUGCUAAAUUUCGGAACGGAGGUAGCAAAAAGAACCGAAAACGAAGUCUGGUUCCGAGGUUAUGGAGUCGAUCAGUAUGUUUAUUACGCAACCAAAGGACCGAAGAAGUUCUUAGGAGGAGUAUUCGCAGUUGAGUCGGAAGAGGAAUUCGAGAAGGCCUUGAAUGUACCAGGAGCAUCCCCAGUCCAAAAAUUAUCUGAAGCCCCGGGAGGAGGUCAGAUGGUGACUAUCGUGGAUCCAGACGGCUUUCCCUUCAAUAAGUUGAAGGCCAACUAUCCAAACGAGAAGCAGAGGCUUCGUCAGUUCAACCGCUUCCUAACUAGUGGAGCUGUCAGUGAUGAGCCUACGCGUGAGGUAUUAUGGAAGGAGUUUGAAAUGCCAUCGGACCAGAUUCUUCUCGUGGAGACGUUCUUUACUUAUCCCACCACCGAUUCAUUAGAAGACGAGUGGACGCGGCGCAACAAAGCUGUUGCUGCUGGAAUACAAUAUUGCAGCUUUCAGGAGGGUGGGCCUCUUCGGGGACGACGGAAGCGCUCUACGCCGUCCAAUAGUGACGAUGCAGUUCCCUCUCCGCCAGCUCGAAAGAUAAAGACCUAUACGCCGCCGACUACGUCGUGGGAGAAGGGACGUACCUCUGGCGGGAAACAUACCGAAUGCAGAGCAAACAUUCACAUGCUUCCAAUGCCCUAA